Messenger RNA from Microthlaspi erraticum, 471 nucleotides. The record is from the annotation of a GenBank genome assembly. Lineage: Eukaryota; Viridiplantae; Streptophyta; Magnoliopsida; Brassicales; Brassicaceae.
AUGACGGAACCUUUUAUCCAUAUCCUUGAGGCAACCGUGGAGCUAAAAUCUUCAGCGGAGAGUUUCUUUGACAUGCUUGUCGGGAGACCACAUCAUGUCACCAAUGCAACUCCAUCCCUGAUUCAUGGCGCUGAGUUGCACGAAGGCGAAUUGGGCCAAGUUGGUUCAGUCGUCGGUUGGAAAUACUUUCAUGAUGGAGAGGUAAAGGCGUUGAAACAGGCGACCGAGUCAAUGGACCCUGAAACUAACCGUGUCACGUACAAUGUGUUAGAAGGUGAUCUAUUGAAAGAGUACAAGAGUUUCAAGAUCAUCUUCCAGGUGACCCCUAAGGAAGGAGAAACCGGAAGUGUUGCAUACUGGAAAUUUGAGUAUGAACUAAUCAACGAGGAGGUGGGUCACCCUGAGACUCUUCUCCAGUUUAAAGUCGACAUGUCCAAAGAGAUCGAUGAACAUCUCCAGUUGGGGGAAUAG